AUGGAGUCCCAACCGGCCAUAUCAUGGUCGGAACAACUCCACGAGACCACCUUGAUCACCGCCCCCAGCGAAGAUGAAUUCUCCAACUUUCUGGAAUUCAACAUGCAUUUUGCCGACCUCGAAGGGCACGGACCAGCACAUUCCCACCUGCAGGACCAGCAACAUCCUCUGGGGCCUCCUCCGCCCACUACCACCGCGACCACAGCCCCCGAGUCUGCUCAUCCCCAGUAUUCGGGCGCAAUGGAAGGCCUCGCCAUGGAUUUCACCGGGCAGGACCCUGUCCCCUCGCAACAGCCGGGGCCCAUCCCGUACUCCACCCCCAACAUGACCCCGGGCUUCUGCGCCCAGGAUGCCUCGCACCAGCCCAUGAUGGCGCACCAGCAAUCACAGCCCGGCCAGUCGCACUACAUCCAGAGCCAGGCGAUGAUUCCACCCACCCCCAACAGCAUGGAGUUGCACGGCAAUGCGUCCCGGUACCCCCAGCGAAUCGAUGAGAACUCGGAGAUGUACGAUCGCUACUCGCGCAUCAACGAAGAACAGGUCUGCUCAUUCCCCUCCCGCCCCUCCUCUCUUCCCCCCCCUCCCCCGCACAGGGAUAGAAUCCCGAGUUCCAAAGGGGCGACUCUGCCGCAUCUGAUACGAAUGGACACUGACUUCCCUUUUUUUUUUUCCCUCGCCCAGGCCCUGUAUACUCCACUCGUAUCUCCUGCCAUGACUCCACUGGAGAAUCAAUUUCGCCUCCCAGAAUACACCAUCCCCGGAGAAUACUUCACCCCUCUCACCUCACCCGCCCUGGAGGCGCAGAAUGCCAGCAGCUCCGGCAAUGGCUACCCGUAUCAUUCGCGUCAGGUAUCGGAUGUGGGCUUCGUGCCCACUAGCGCGGAGAUCAACCCACUGUCAGGCAUCUCAGCUCCGGGCUCCCCCAGCAUCAUCCGCAAAAGUCGCCGGCGGCCCUCGGUUGCCUCGUCACGACUGGCGGGGCGCACCAACAAACCUCGUCAAUCCCCUCACAUCCGGGCUCAAACACAAUCCCAGCACAACCGGGGCAAACACGUCGCUCUCAAUUCGGAGGAAUUCUACAGCAGUCUAACCCAAGAGCUGAACAAGCCCCGUAACCAUGAUGUGCGGUCUCUCCAGGUCAGCAGUAACGAGGGAUCCGGGCAAGAUUCGGUCUCCCCAGAGCCCUUACCUGACUCGUUAAUGCCGCCGCCAGCCAUUCCUCCGCCUCGCAAGUCUCCCGCCAUCACUCCGCAAGCCGCCCAGUCGCCGGGCACUGCGGCGACUCCCGCCACUCUCAUGCGUAUUCAGCGGUCCCAGCAUGUCCAAGAAGGAUCUCCGUCCUUCACUGAUCGGCCCCAGCUCGAAUAUCAUGAUGAAGUGAUGGAGGAUAUCUCUCUGCCCGAGGCGGCCGCGCCGGUCGUGCAGCUCCGUCCCAACCUCGCUCGCAUCGACACUAGCAUGCGGACCGACACGGCAAGCCCCAUUAUCUCCGCGAAUGUGACCCCCUCGCUCGAACCCCGGUCGACCGCCGCGGACCGCACUCCCGGGUCAGUCGCAUUCAGCCCGCGCACGGUGGCCAUGCCGUCCCCCAGCGGGCCCGUCCCGAAGAGGUCUGACCCUUCGCGAUCAUCCAUCUCUAGUCGGAAACGGCCCAGCUUGAGCUCCACCCAGGCGAGCCCGCAACUGCGGCCGAAGAUCAGCCCGAGCAUUCAACCGAUGAUGCGAGGCGGUGACAGUGAGUUUGACAUUUUCCCCAUGCUGAAAGAAUGGGACCCUACCGAUCAACAUACUAAUGUGAUUUUUUUUGACUUGAUAGAUAUGUCCCAAGACGCCCUGUACCUUGCCUCCAAGUCCAACUAUCAGCACAUUCUUGACGGUACUCUUCCGUCUGGUGUUUCAUACCCUGAAACCCUGGCUGAGAACUUGAGUUCCAAACGGACCAAUCACAAGCUCGCAGAACAAGGUCGUCGGAAUCGUAUCAAUAGCGCCCUGAAAGAGAUUGAGUCCCUGAUCCCGCCCGAAUUCAUACAGGCUCGACAGGCCAAAGAAGCGGCGUUAGCAAACAGUGCUAAGCCAGGGGAUAAGGAGAAAGAGAAAGAAAAAGAGAAGCCCGCCAACCAGGCCAUCAGCAAGGCGAGCGCCGUGGAGAUGGCCAUCGAUUACAUCAAAGCCUUGAAGAUGACCUUGAAUGACACGGCGUCGAAAUUGGCGGCCGCAGAAGCUAAGCUGGCGGGCGUCCACCUCGACGACGAGAAAUCGACAGAGAAGGCCGAAGUCCCUGGUUUGUCCGAGAAGACCACCAAUAACAUGACCCUGGGCGCAGGCCAUUCCAGUUGA
This is a messenger RNA of Penicillium macrosclerotiorum, 2337 nucleotides long. RefSeq names its product phosphate-sensing transcription factor PHO4. Lineage: Eukaryota; Fungi; Ascomycota; Eurotiomycetes; Eurotiales; Aspergillaceae. Bases 1 to 2337 code for a protein of 778 amino acids. The record is from RefSeq and is a predicted model, not a curated record. The transcript has a single exon. Gene Ontology annotation, molecular function: protein dimerization activity.